UUUGGUACGUUUUUUUAUUUCAGAUGAUUUGUGUUUCUAGGCAAAGUCUACUUUUUUGGUUGGAAAAUGAGGGUGGGGGUCAACUUUUGGUUGAACCAGGUCGAGAUGAUUUGUGGGGCUGUCGUUUCUUUAAACGAGUGUCUCGUCACCUGAGCAGUGUGGCCUGUCAUCUGAAGUCUCAGCUUCCGGGUCAACAUCUGGUACCUUUACAUCAGUGGAUUAAAACCUGUCUUUUCCGUGUAAAUGGACUGUCCUUCAAAGAGGACAAUUUAACAGCGGUCUUGGACAGGUUGGCGAUUGGGGCACGGGUUUCGCUCCGUUUGGUGAAUGCUGACAAGUGCAAACUAGGAUGUAUAGGAGACAAGGUGAACAGCGUGCAUCUAAAGUGUACUUUUAUAACCUCUUGGGCUUACUACAACCCUACGUCCAAACCUUGUAUCUAUGUGUCUAUUACUGGGACGGCUAAAUCGUUUCAUGUCCUACGACCUGCUGAGUUCCUAGAGAGAUUUAAUGUCGUCCACUCCGACCUACAUUCGUGGGAAUGUCCUGAGAGAUUUCAAGCGAGGCUAGAGCUCAUGUACCCGCAGCUGAAGUUCGAGGAUCAACCUCUGAUGGAGAUUGUCCGGACCAGAGCCUUUGAAUCCAAUCGAGAUUUCCGACUCCAGUUCUUUUUUACUUUGGAAUACGUAAGUGCCCAGAGUCUGAGGGAGUUUACAGGGUUGCUGUGUGCUGGGGCAUGGGGUGGGGCUAGCAUUCAGUCUUGUCGUGGAGUACUAGUUCAGAUGGGUCCCUCGGGUCCCCAGUUUCUAUAUCUAUCAGAGAGUGCGAUCGAGUUAUCUAAAUUCAAAAGGAGUGCUGGUGCACAAUUGCACAUCCCUCCAGAGAAUUUCUGUACGGGACGCGGGAGAAGACCUGCUGGAGAAGAUGCAGGGUCUCCGAGCACCUGUCCUUGCGAAAGUGGUGAUAUCCUUUUUCGGAAUCUACCACCAAAACAGUUGGCCCAACCUGUGGGUCAGGAUGAGGCCCCCGCUGAUAUCAUCUCCAAUUUACGUUUAUUGGGGCUGUGGACUCAGGAUGUCGAACGAGAUCUGGACCUCUGCACACGGUUGAGUUGUGUGUUCUUUGAUGUUGAAAGUCUCUCUGUCCCUGUUUCCCCUCUUCCUGGAGUGGGGCCCUUGGCUCCUAGUUUACAGUUGGCCUGUGAUGUCACUGACGGAUUUGAGGACAGCAGCAUUAUGUAUGGAGUCCAACUCCCCUUCCUAAUCGGUUACGCCUCUGCUCUGGAUUUAGACUGGUUGGAGACCGUUGCUCUGGAGACUCUGGGAUUUAAGUUGGUUUUGGAGUUAACGGGUAAAGCCUUGCGGCGUGUCUCCAAUGUAUUUGUUUCCAAGCUUGUUCGGAAAUCUUCUCCCGCUGCUAGGCAGUUGUUUGCUACGCGCCUGCAAGAUCAGUAUGAUUCAUCGGCACAGAUUAGAGAUCGGGUUAAAACCGUGGGUAUUGCUAGGGAAGUCACAACUGGUGACCCUGUUAACAAUCGGGAUAUUUUACUUAUGACAGUAAAAUUUUUAAAUCAACUACGCACGUAUGUCUUGAGAGUUUGUCUCAUCAAGAGUUUUUUACUGCAUAAUAUUUGCGCCCGGGUGAAGGCAGCUCGUGAGCUUGUGUCGGCUGGACCAAGAUUUCCACGGCGUAACUCUCGGUGUAUACUACACAACUUAGACCGCGGACUACAGCGCCUGAAGGAGGAAGUCUUCCUGUUGAGUUUUAACGGAUCCAGAUACGAUUUACCAAUCCUCCUCGCGUUUAUUUACCGGUAUACCUUGGAUCGCAAGCAUGGGUGUAGCGUGAAGACCUUUCGACGUGGAACUAUCAUUAAUUCCCUUAACAUCACCUGGACUGGUAAUGAUAAAGCCAAAUCUAAGGUUUAUCUAACCUGUAGGGAUGUCAGGCAGUUGGUUGAGCCUACCAUAUCUUUGGACGGAUUGGGGAAGCGUUAUGGAUUAGAUGGGGAGGGGGGGAAGGGUUUAUUCCCUCACUCCUCAAACGCCUGUCUCUGGACUCUUCAAAAUACAUCAGCACUACCUGACGAGAUGUCUCCGGAGUGGAGGAAUGAUUUGUCCGGAGUACGUCCGUCAAUAGAGGAUAUUCGACGUUCCCUCAGAGAGUUUGAAGAGCGUGGUUAUGGAUCGCGCUAUGAAUACUUGUUGUGUUAUUUACAGAAGGACGUCUCUGUUCUGAAUUUUGUCUUUUGGCGUCUUUGGGCGGAGUGGCGUGAGAGGGGAAUUAACUUGAUCCUCUCUCGAUUCUUUACUGUUUCAAAGGCUGGGUUCUAUUUUUUUUACACCUUUUCUCAUUUGAACAGCGUUGAGCAUAUAGCCCCAAUGGCGAUGAACAAGGGUAUGUUAGAUUCUAUCAUAAACCGAGCAGUGUUGGGUGGUUACACAGCUGCACAUGUCAGGGGCAAAAUUGGCGGAGAGAACAACACUGACUACCGGAUUAAUCAACAUCUGAAUGGGCAGACUCCUCCUUCCCAUCCCUUCUGGAGAAAUUACACCGUGCUGCGGGAGUCUUUCCCUUUGGAGUUUGAACAACCAGUUAAACAGGUUCGUGUGUAUGACAUUGUCAGUCAGUAUGCUACUGCAGCUUCCGAACCAUUACCAGUAGGUCCUGCUGUUGGGUAUCAAGCUUUUAUAAAGGGUAGGACGCCUAGAUUGUCUCCUGAUAAUCUUGUCGAUCUUGGCUCCUAUUGUCGGAGGCUGCAAAAUUCGCCGUCCAGUGAGGUUGUCUUUAAAAAGAUUCAUUCACGAGAGAGAGUGUUUCUUUCAGAACACUAUAAAGUUCGCGGGUUUUUCCGUCGUGUUCUCUUGGAUCAUCCUGGGUGUUCAGUUGAACGGGUGGCGUCCGCAACUCACGCAGGAGGACAGUUACGUCUUGGGUUCUAUGAGUUUGAUGGGGCACUUCGCAUUUCCACUGCAGAUGGUACACCGGUUCUUCAUUUGGUGAAUUACCACUCAAACUUUUGUCAUGGGUGUGAAACGGGAUGUCCCAAUCAGGUGGAACGAUUUUCCCAUAAGGUUGGAGCGAGUCGGGCGACAGACUUAAGAAUACAACAAUUUUUGAUCGCCUUGUCUCUGGUGUUGAAGAUCGAGAUAGUUUAUUCUGUGGUCACUGACUGUCCUUCUCAUGUUGUAAAACUGCCCAAGGAUUCUCAAGAUCGAAUUCUUGGUGAACCGCGUAUCAUAUCAUAUUCAGGCCUGGAUACUUGUUUAAUAUUUAUCACAUUUUGUAUUUUUUAAAUACUUUAACCUUUUUUUAUGUAUUUUUACAAGUA
Messenger RNA from Eurytemora carolleeae, 3331 nucleotides. RefSeq lists its product as uncharacterized. The coding region runs from base 24 to 3296 and encodes 1090 amino acids. Lineage: Eukaryota; Metazoa; Arthropoda; Copepoda; Calanoida; Temoridae. The record is from RefSeq and is a predicted model, not a curated record. The transcript is spliced from 12 exons.